AGUGCUUACCUACCAAGUGGGAGGCCCUGAGUUCAAACCCCAGUACUGCCAAAAAAAAAAGAUGGUGGGAUAAAAACACAAAAAAUAAGAUGCAGCUGGAAGAGUUUGGGCUUUGGAUCCUGUGUGUCCUUAAUUACUUGACUCCUUUCUGAGCCUCAGUUUCCUCAUCUAUCAAGGGAAAAUAAUCAUGGCACUGAUGCCAUAGGGUUUUGUGAGGCUCAUAUAAGAUAAAAUAUGAAGGGUUCGAGCUCUGAAGCAGAAGCUCAGCGUCUAUCUGGAUGCUAUGGUCCAACUACUGAAAAAAGAAAGCAUCAGCCCCUGGACUGGCAGUCGACCAAGUCAGGAUAGGAAUAAUAAGGAUGGGGAAGGGGAGAUAAGUGACAAACCCAGCUUUGGAGUCAGACUGGGUCUAAACCCCAUCCAUGGCAAGUGGCUUGCCCUCUUUUCAGCCUUGAUUUCCUUGUCUGUAAAAUGGGUAUAAUAGUAAUCCUCUCUUCUACCACAGGGUAUAGUAAGGAUUUAAUUUAUUUAUUCAACAAGUAUUUUGGAGCACCUGCUAGAUGCUAGACAUGUUUCCAGUCACUACAGAUAGUAAAGGUGAUACAUUUUAGCAAUCUUAUUAUUUUCCUAAUCUGGAAAGAGGGAGACUGUUCUAGAAGGAGGAACUGAGUAGGCUGAGACUUUUAGAGUGGAGGUGAGCAACACAAUAAAAUGCCAUGGAGAUAAUAGCAGGCUGAUAUUUAUUGAGUGCUUACUCAGUGUCAGGCACAAAUUCACUCAUGAGGCAGGUGCUUGUAUUAUCCCCAUUUCACAGAUAGGAAAUGGGUUCUGAGAGGUACAGUGACAUCCUAAGCUGUGUAGUUGAGAGACAUGAAAGCCAUGUUUUUAAUCACAAAGUUUUAAAGUGGUUUAAGAGAUGGACCUAGGGGUGGUGGCAGGGAGGUGGUCUAGUAGAGGGAGGAGGGAAACCUGGUCCAGGAUGGUUAUUGAGCUCAAGGAAGGCAGUGAGUGAAGACUGGCAGGAAGAUUUCCCAGAAGAGGUGGUUUUGAGAAAUGGGUGAGUUAAGAGAUGGAAGGCCAGAGCAUUCCAGGCAAGGCACAGGCAAAGGCCCUGAGGUGAGAAUGAGUAGCAUGGCUUAGGGCUGAAAAGUAAGAGAAAAUGGAGCAGCUAAUGAGGGCUGGGAAGAUGGUGGCCUCAGGGCUAUAGGGAGGGAGACAGCCCCAGGGAAAUAAGGGGGCUAGCGGAUUCAAGAGACUUAGGAAAGGGAAUAGAGCAUAGUGAUCAACCGGGCAGCUGCUUCUCACCUACCAUUUUGAAAAUGGGGAGGUGCUGGUAAUCAAGUACCUGCUCCUCAGAUGACAGAAUCUGUAAGCAGUGCUUAGCACACACCUGGCAAGUAGUCCAUAUGUGGCUCAUUCAUUUGUUCUUUCACUAUCAAGUGCAUACUUGGUGUCAGGUCCUUUUCUACACUCAGUAGUGAACAAAUUAGAUUGGAAAAGCCCCUGCCCUCAAGGAGCUUACGUUGGGAGGUUGAAAGGCAGUUUACACAAAAACAAGUAAAAUAUAUGGUUUGUUGGCUGGCCAUGCCUAUAAUGCUAGCACUCAGAGGCUGAGGCAGGAUUUGAGCUCAAGGCCAGCCUGGACUACGGAGUGAGAUCUUAUCUCUAAAUAAAUAAAUGUGUGUGUGUGUGUGUGUACAUGGUUUGUUAGAUGGUGAUAAGUGCUGAAAGGGAAAAGAAAACAGGCAGGGGCUUAGAGAGUGCCAAGGUUAUAAGGUGAUUUUAUAUUUUUUUUAUUCAUUCAUUCAUUCAUUUGGAGACAAGUGUCUCACGAUGUAACCCAGGCUGGCCUUGAGUUCCUGGGCUCAAGCAAUCCUCCCAUCUUGACCUUCUGAGUAGCUACAGGUGCACACAGCAAGCCUGGCACCGUGUAUAUUUAUUUAUUGGUACUGGGGCUGAGUAUAAUCUUAAAUGGUUACAGAUGGAGGCUAUGGUUACUAUUUGUAUUAUUUGCAUGUUUUAGUAGUAAAAGCACCUGCCAGUUUACAUGUCCUUCAUGAGAAUCAUGUGACGUAUAGAUAUUGUCACUAUCUUUUAGGUGAGGGAGGACACUGAAGCUCAAACGGGAGACUGACUCAGGAGUCAUGACUUUGAGGACAGUGCUAUGCUGGCUGACCCUGUGGGCCCCUGUGGUGAGGCAGCAGAAAGAGAAUGGCUUAGAGAGGACGGGCAGUGCUAAGGUACCCAGCAUCCAAGCAUGGAGCUGAGCUGGAGAGCAGGACAGAGGCCUGUUUCCUGGAGCCAGAGCUAUGGUCAGCAUACCUCAGCCUGGCCUGCUUGGGGUGAGCUGAGAGAGUAGCUAGGUCCAGGAGUAACCCUGAGGGCAGAGCAGGGACAGCAGGCUAGGCAUGAGACACUGUGUGACUGAGCAGAGGGGCAGAAUCUGUCCAGAACUAAGUAAGCAUGUGGGUGGCGUUGCAAUUGAGGGGAGGGAAGGGAGGAGAGGAAGAAGUCAGCCCACUGACCAGAUGAGAGGGAAUAGCAAGGAGGUCGGCAGGGUCAGAACUGGCUGUGAAGGCCCUUGAAUGUCAGGCCAGAGACCUUGGCCUUGAUGUUGUCGUCAGCAGUAGGGAGCUAUUAAAGGUUUCAGGGCAGAGACACAGUGUCACGAGAAUGGGAUUUGAGGAAGAUGUAUCUGGCACUAGGUGGAGGAAAUUCCACAGAGGCUACUGGAGGUGGGAAUCGCACUGGGAGGCCGUCAGAGUUGAGCAGGUGAGAAAUGAUGAGGUCAGAUCCCAGAGACAGCUUGGACUGGUGAAAGGGGCAAGGCCUGGGGGAUAUGACUCCUGGGUGCUAGCCUUGAGUCUACUCAGGUUUUUAGAGGGACCUGGGGCUGGUUCUUUCCUCCCCUCUAUGUGCCUCUGUCUGAGGCCAUUUGAACUAAAGGCCCCUUCCUUUUUUUUUUUCCCCUUUCUUUUUUAACCUUUCAGGCUGAUCCAUUUUGAGAAGAUAAGGGCUAGGGUCUUCUCUCCAGAAAAAUACAAGCUUUGCUUAACAUUUUGUGAGGUUUACAAAUCUGCCAAAGUCUAACCAUGGAAGCAAGCUAGAUGAUCAAUAUUAAUAAACAGCAGCUAGCACUAAGUGCCUGUUAUGGCAGGUGCUGGGUGAAGUGUUCUACUUCAUGAUCUUGUUAGAAGCUGUAUACCAAUCCUAUGGAAUAGGCACCAUUGUAUUUAUUCUGCUUUAUAGAUGAGAAAACUGAGAGGUGGCCUAGAGAGGUGAGUUGCUCAGAAUCAGAGUGGGGAUUUAAGCCUGGGUUUGUCAAAUGUAUUGCCACUAAGAUUAGCCUAGGAUUCUAGGAUUGAGGAGGGAGAAAUGGCAGGGAAGUGGGCAGGUAUGGCAGGAUUUUCCAAGAAAGCCAUGGAGAAGUUAGAGCAAAAGGUAACAGAAACUGGAAACCGGGUAGUGGUGCUAGCUCAGCCCUGAGGAGAGGCGUCAGGCAAAUCAGAGGUGAGGGCUGGUGAUAAGAUUUCAUCUGCAGCUCCCUGACCUCACUUCCAGAGAGCUUGGUAUCUGUCCCACGUGUUCUUGAGCUAAGGAACUUGGUCUGGGGUCUCCUGGGAAAGAGUGGAGUGUGGGUUACUCUAGUCUCAAGGCCUGAUUAUGUUUGGUCCCUUGGCAGGGGAGGGCUUAGCCCUGACUCUUUGACUCAGCCUUCAGUGCUGUCUCUGGAAUCUACCCUCCCUUCUCAUUCCAAGGCCAUUGAGAAGGACCAGUGGGCCUUGAUCUCUUUAGGGGAGUUCAGAAGUAGAGACACUCUUUCCAUUCCAGAGAGGAAUCCUGGGGCCCAUUUGCUGAGAUCAGCAGUCUCAAGCUGCGUAGGAGCCACUUUAGGCUCUGGUUUAGAUCCUGGUUGGCAGCACCAUCUAGAAGCACAGCAGUAGGUGAUCUAGAUUAGAUGAGGCUGUGGUCUCAGGCAGGAAUCUAGAUUUAUGGUGAGUUGGACUUGGUCAUUUAGAACAGUGUCUUUCUGUAAAGAGCCAGCUACCAAAAUUUUUAGACUUUGUAGGCCAUUCAGUCUUUGUCAUGAUACCUUGAAAGUAGUCAUAGACAAUACGUAAACAAAUGAGCCGGAUUCUGUUCCAAUCAAAUUUCAGUUGUAAACAGGCAACAGACUGGAUUUGGCCCAUGGGCCACAUCUCCUGAUACUGAACCUUAUUUCUCCUGAGGGGUAUGCAGGUUUUAAACCUUAUCAGUCAGUGAUCUAAGCAAACAGGCUUGGGGUUUCAGGCUGGAAUCUGGAUCUAUAGCAGUUAAUAUGGAAUGUGAGCUAGAGCUGAGUAUUGGAAACUAGUGAAUAAGCAAUGUAGUAUAUAAUGGUUUCAAACAGACUUAGUUAAAAUCUCUGGCUUAGCUUAAAUUUACAGAAAGCUAGGGAGGGAUGGUAUUGGGGCAGUAAGAUUUAGACCCACACAUAAGGCUGUGGUCUGGAUAUGGGGAAGUGGGUGAGCUAAAGCCACACAGAUAUCAAUCUAGAGCAGAAAGAGCUUUGGUCUCAAGCCAGAGACCAUAUGAUCUAGAGCACCACUAGCCAAUAGAAAUGCAAUGGAAACCACGUACAGAAUUGAAAACUUUCUAAUACCCACAUUAAACAAAGUAAACUUAAUUUUAAUAAUGUAUCCUAUCUAACCAGUAUAUCAAUAUUAUAAUCUCAACAUAUAAUUAUUGUAAAAAUUAUUGAGAUAUUUUACAUUUUUUAUAGCAAGACUUCUGAACCUGGUGUAUAUUUUACACUUAUAGCUCCUCCCAGUUUGGACUAGCCACAUUCUUAGUGCUUAGUUAACUUCAUGUGGUUGGCAACUACCAUAGGGACAGCAUAGGCUUAAAAGCAGGUUUUACUUUGGGACCAGGGUGCAGAGGAGUCACAAGCAAGGGUGAUCUGGAAUAAAUAGAGCUGGACAUGCCAGAGGUCGCUGAGCAGACUUGAACUGGUGUAGACUAGCCCAGCAGGGGAGAGCACCUGGGCUCUGGGUUGAGGGGUGGGGGUUCCCUCCCUUGGAGUUCUGACCCAGUGGCAUCAGGUGGGAUCUCUCACAGUGGGAGACUGUGGGUACUCUCACAGUGUUCAGCAUUAUGUCUGGGCCCCCAGCGCCUCCUCCUCCCAGUGUCACCCUGACUCCGGAGUCUGGUCUAGCCUGGCAGGUGGGGGAGGGCAGGGUGGCAGCUGGACCCUUGAGGGAGCUAGAGCUCCACCCCUCCAAGCCAGCUGCUGCCAGCCUUCCUGGACUGACUCUGUGGAAACAGGGGGCCCAGAGACAGAAAUAAACUGCCAGGUUUCCGGGGUGGAGGGGGGUCAGCUGCCAGCCUUUGUGCUUCCUUGCUGGGUUGUGGGGGGAGCAGAAAGCAGCUUCGGGCCCUGCCCCAAAGAGUGGAAUGUAGCUGUUCCCCCCUGUGUGCCCUUCCCUUCCUUCCCACACCCCUUACCUCUGAGGCUGGGUUGCAUCUAGAAUUUGAUGGAUUAGUGAGCCCUAGGGGUCCAGUAGUCUGAGGGCAUUUGAGAGAAAAGGCUGGUCCCCUGGCACCUGGACACAACUUGGUGCCCGUUUCUAGCUGUUCCAUCGUGGGAACUGAACAGAUUCAGAAGGCUAUUGUGGGCACUAGACUGGGAGUGGGAGGAUUUGUGUUGGAUGUCUACUUUGCCACUAACUGGCCAAAGGCAACUUUGGACAAAUCACACUUUGAACCUCAGUUUCCUCCUCUGUUCUGGGUGGGUGCAGUGUUUGUCCAGCUUGUGUCAGGGCACUGUAGUUUAGUGGUCUAGUCAUCUGGAGCUAGUUUGCCUACUUCUGGGCUAUGCCAUUUUGUGACCUUUGGCCAGUCACUUAACUUUCCUGAGCCUCAGUUUCCUGGUACACAAAAAGGAUAAUAUUAUUUUUUUUACCGGGAUCUUGUAAUCAAGCGAGUUAAUGCAUGCUUAUAAUGCAGUGAAAACGCAUUGUUCAAAUGUAAAGGAUUUUCCCCUGCAAAAGGCCUUCUUAGACCCCCUCACUUUAUAAACCGAAAAACUAAGCACCCCACCCCCCGCCAAAAAAAAAGCGUGAAAGCGUUUUGCUCAAGGAGAGGCACACAGCAAGCAAAGUCUUUAUAUGGUAUCCACCACAUAAAGCCAGGCAGCUCAUCCCAACUUACAGGUAAGGAAAUCGAGGCCGAUGAUUGGCCACUGGUUCAUAGUAGCGCUAUCCAGUGAGGCCUGAGUCCGCCGCUGGGGAGGGAGUGCCCAGGCUCACCGGAGGAGGGGCGUGCAGGUAGCGGGCGCCCUGCAGCCACCACCCGAGCCAGGCGCGCUGUUUAUUAAUAAUCCCUCCACUCGGCCCGGGCAGAGCGCGCAGGUCCGGACCGCGGCCGGGCGCCUCCCGGGGCCGGCCCAGGCCGGAGAGGGAUCGAGGCGGCCCUCCCUUCCCUUUACACGUGACUCCCCCCUCCGCGGAUAGCCGAGGGCCCGGGCUGGCGGGCCGGGGGCCAGGAAAAAGCCGAAAACACUGCGGCUGGGCCGCUCCCCUCCCGCUCAAAAUAGCCCCCGGCCGGGGCUGCCACGCAUUCCGCGGGACCCGAGGCGCGGGAAGGGGCGGCCGGCCCGGCCCCCGCCCGGCCCGACGUGGCUGCCCGGCCGGGUUGCACGGGGUGGGGGCGAGGGCGGGCCGCGCGGCCGGCCGGCAUGUGGCUCUCCUUCGGGGAGCCUUGGCAGCCCGGGCUGCGCGCUGCGCCGGGAUGAUGGAGAGCUUCUGGAAUUUCCUGCAGCUGGAGAGCGCGGCCGGCCGGGGGAGCGGGCUGAGCGCGCGGCUCGGGAAGGGGCGCCUAGCCACCCGACCCUAGGGGGCGCCUCCGCGGCUGGGGUGGUGGGGGAGAUCUCCCCGCCUGGCCCCAGACUGCGGGUGUGGCAGGAGGCUCCGCUCCCCUCCCCCGCCGCCCUUUUUCGGGUCUGGCGGGGGUCCAGGCCCGCCCCUCCCGGCCUGGGCGGAGAGGGGCCAGGUGCAGGCAACGCCCCUCCCCCAGCCGCCUGGUUUCCCUCUCCGCCCGUCACCUCUUCCAGAAGUCAGAAGCCCUGCGGCCUCCUCCGGGAGGGGGCGGGGGUGGCAGGGAUCAGGGGGCAGCCAGGUAGCCUGAAGGGCGGCGGCGGGAAAACUCGGAGGCGGACUCCUCCGCCGGAGAACAGCUGGACCUGCAGACCUGCGCCUUCAGCUCUAACCGAGGCGUCGAAGGGCUUCUAGGAGGGAGGCAAGGCAGUCAUCUCCCAAUUCCCCUCCGCCCCCAGCUACCGAGCUGGUGGCGGGUGGACUGCUGGAAAGAUCUUGGAUGAUGUCCCCGACGGUGGCGAUGGUGUAGCUUUCUUUGGGGGCGGCUCUGCACCUUGCAGGUCCGGGAGUCCAGAAAAGGGCCCCCGGGAGGGAGGGGCUUCCUUUUGCUGAAACUUUGAGAUCGGGGGAGUAGAUGGGAGCUUGCCUGAUUGUCUACCCAUUGGCCCAGACACCAGACACCACCCAGCUGAGUGUGUGUAGAGGGCCCCAGGUGAGGGGCAGCACUCAGGCCUCUGUGGAGACCACCCUGGAGACGCUGGUGGAGACAGGCCUUUUCUGCUGAGCCAAGCCUCUGCACAGCCUGCCCAGGCGCUGUCCACGCCCCGAGGCCUGGGCUCAGGCCGAAGUUGCUCUGCAACAUCCCCAGCUGACAGCCAGCAACUGGCAGAGCCCCCAGGCACAGGGGCCCUUUCUCUUCCAGAGAUCUUCAGUGUGACAGCCCAAGCGGCAGAGCCGAGGGUCCUGGUCCCGGCUUCUCGCACCCUCAUGUCAGCCCCGGCCCCGCCCGGCGGCCCGCGGAGGACAAGGUCAGGAUGCGUGUGAAGCCCCAGGGCCUGGUGGUGACUUCCAGUGCCGUGUGCAGCUCUCCUGACUACCUCCGGGAGCCCAAGUACUACCCCGGCGGUCCCCCCACCCCCCGGCCCUUGCUUCCCACUCGGCCCCCUGCCUGCCCACCUGACAAGGCCUUCUCUACCCACACCUUCUCCGAGAACCCACGCCCACCCCCACGCCGGGACCCUAGCACCCGGCGCCCACCAGUCCUUGCCAAGGGGGACGACCCGCUGCCCCCGAGGGCAGCUCGUCCCAUCUCCCAGGCCCGCUGCCACUGGGACAACGGGCGUGUGAACCUUCGUCCAGUGGUGCAGCUGAUUGACAUCAUGAAGGACCUGACUCGGCUCUCCCAGGACCUGCAGCACAGUGGUGUGCAUCUGGACUGUGGUGGGCUGCGGCUCAGCCGUCCCCCCGCUCCGCCACCUGGCGACCUGCAGUACAGCUUCUUCUCCUCACCCAGUUUGGCCAACAGUAUCCGCAGUCCAGAGGAGCGCGCCACCCCUCAUGCCAAGUCAGAGCGUCCUGGCCACCCACUCUAUGAGCCUGAGCCUGAGCCUAGGGACAGUCCCCAGCCUGGCCAAGGCCAUAGUCCUGGAGCCACAGCUGCAGCCACUGGUCUGCCCCCAGAGCCUGAGCCAGAUGGUCCUGAUUAUUCUGAACUCGCUGAUGCAGAUAUCCUCAGUGAGCUGGCCUCCCUUACUUGCCCUGAGGCCCAGCUGCUAGAGGCCCAGGCCCUUGAGCCACCAUCGCCAGAGCCAGAGCCUCAGCUCCUGGACCCCCAACCCCGCUUCCUGGACCCACAGGCACUAGAGCCACUUGGGGAAGCUUUGGAGCUGCCACCCCUACAACCUCUUGCUGAUCCUCUUGGACUGCCAACCCUGGCUCUGCAGGCCCUGGAUACCCUACCUGACUCCCUAGAGUCCCAGCUGCUCGACCCCCAGGCACUUGACCCCUUGCCCAAGUUGCUGGACGUCCCAGGUCGCCGUCUGGAGCCCCAGCAGCCCCUGGGGCACUGCCCACUGGCUGAGCCCUUACGCCUGGACUUGUGCUCGCCCCAUGGCCCCCCUGGGCCUGAGGGCCACCCCAAGUAUGCCUUGCGGCGCACUGAUAGGCCAAAGAUCCUGUGUCGCCGGCGAAAAGCUGGCCGGGGGCGUAAAGCAGACAUGGGACCUGAGGGCCGCCUGCUGCCCCUGCCUAUGCCUACAGGGCUGGCAGCUGCCCUGGCUGAACCCCCGCCACCACCGCCUCCACCACCUCCUGCUCUGCCAGGCCCAGUCCCAAUCCCAGAGCUGGAGCCAGAAUCUUCCCAGACCCCAGCAGCCCCUAACCGCAAAGGCAAGUGCAGAGGCGUGCGGCGCAUGGUGGUGAAAAUGGCUAAGAUCCCUGUAUCGUUGGGGCGGCGGAACAAGACCACCUACAAAGUGUCAUCCUUGAGCAGCAGCCUGAGCGUGGAAGGCAAGGAGCUGGGCCUGCGUGUGUCGGCAGAGCCCACCCCACUGCUAAAGAUGAAGAACAAUGGGCGAAAUGUGGUAGUGGUCUUCCCACCAGGUGAGAUGCCCAUUAUUCUCAAGCGUAAGCGUGGUCGCCCUCCUAAGAACCUACUGUUGGGUCCCGGCAAGCCCAAGGAGCCAACAGUGGUGGCAGCUGAAGCGGCCACUGUGACAGCAGCCACCAUGGCCAUGCCAGAGGUGAAGAAACGACGGCGGCGGAAGCAAAAGCUGGCAUCUCCCCAGCCAUCCUAUGCAGCGGACGCCAAUGAUAGUAAGGCCGAGUACUCAGACGUCCUCGCUAAGCUGGCCUUUCUGAACCGCCAGAGCCAGUGUGCUGGGCGGUGCUCACCACCCCGCUGCUGGACACCCAGUGAGCCUGAAUCGGUACACCAGGCCCCUGACACCCAGAGCAUCUCCCAUUUCCUGCAUCGUGUGCAGGGCUUCCGGCGGCGUGGAGGCAAAACAGGUGGUUUUGGUGGCCGGGGUGGGGGCCACGCAGCCAAGGCAGCCCGAUGCUCCUUCAGUGACUUCUUUGAGGGCAUUGGCAAGAAAAAGAAGGUGGUAGCAGUGGCAGCUGCUGGGGUCGGGGGUCCUGGCCUUACUGAAUUGGGGCAUCCACGCAAACGGGGUCGGGGGGAGGUGGACGCUGUGACCGGGAAGCCCAAGCGCAAGAGGCGGUCCAGGAAGAAUGGGACUCUGUUCCCAGACCAGGUGCCCAGUGGCCCAGGCUUUGGGGAGGCGGGUACUGAGUGGCCUGGGGACAAGGGUGGUGGCUGGGCCCCUCACCAUGGGCACCCGGGUGGGCAAACUGGCCGAAACUGCGGGUUCCAGGGGACCGAGGCCCGAGCCUUUGCCUCCACUGGGCUGGAGAGUGGGGCUUCAGGCCGUGGCAGCUAUUAUGGCACAGGCACACCCUCGGGCCAGACCGAACUCAGCCAGGAGCGCCAGAACCUUUUCACUGGCUAUUUUCGCUCGCUCCUUGAUUCGGAUGACUCCUCCGACCUCUUGGACUUUGCCCUCUCAGCCUCUCGCCCAGAGUCCCGGAAGGCAUCAGGCACCUAUGCAGGGCCUCCCUCCAGUGCCCUGCCUACCCAGCGGGGCCUGGCCACCUUCCCCAGCCGGGGAACUAAGGCCAGCCCAGUGGCGGUGGGCAACAGUGGGGCUGGGGCGGACCCCUCCUUCCAACCUCUUCCCUCUCGCCAGACCUUCCCUCCAGGACGGGCAACGAGCUAUGGGAUAACCCCAGCCACUUCAGACUGCCGGGCAGCAGAGACCUUCCCAAAGCUGGCUCCCCCGCCUUCAGCUGUGGCCCGCUCUCCUACGACCCACCCACCUGCCAACACCUACCCUCCCCAGUAUGGUGGCUAUGGGGCCGGACAAAGCGUGUUUGCCCCGGCUAAGCCCUUUUCGGGCCAGGACUGUGCUAACAGCAAGGACUGCAGCUUUGCCUAUGGCAGUGGCAACAGCCUCCCUGCCUCACCCAGCAGUGCCCACAGUGCUGGCUAUGCCCCACCACCAACUGGGGGCCCUUGCCUGCCACCCAGCAAGGCCUCUUUCUUUAAUAGUUCUGAGGGAACCCCCUUCUCUGGGUCAGCUCCCACACCCCUGCGCUGUGACAGUCGAGCCAGCACCGUCUCGCCCGGCGGCUACAUGGUGCCCAAGGGCACCACAGCUUCUGCCACCUCUGCAGCCUCUGCCGCCUCUUCCUCCUCUUCUUCCUUUCAGCCCUCGCCUGAGAACUGUCGGCAGUUUGCGGGGGCUUCUCAGUGGCCUUUCCGGCAGGGCUAUGGAGGUCUGGACUGGGCCUCAGAGGCCUUUAGUCAGCUCUACAAUCCCACUUUUGACUGCCAUGUCAGCGAGCCCAACGUGAUUCUGGACAUCUCCAACUACACACCACAGAAAGUGAAGCAGCAGACAGCUGUGUCCGAGACUUUCUCCGAGUCGUCCUCCGACAGCACCCAGUUCAAUCAGCCAGUUGGUGGUGGUGGUUUUCGGCGUGCCAACAGUGAGGCCUCAAGCAGUGAGGGCCAGUCAAGCCUGUCCAGCCUGGAGAAACUGAUGAUGGACUGGAAUGAGGCGUCAUCUGCCCCCGGUUACAACUGGAACCAGAGUGUCCUCUUCCAGAGCAGCUCCAAGCCUGGCCGCGGACGGCGGAAGAAGGUAGAUCUGUUCGAGGCCUCACAUCUGGGCUUUUCAACAUCUGCCUCAGCUGCCGCCUCAGGCUACCCAUCCAAACGGAGCACCGGGCCCCGUCAGCCACGGGGUGGUCGGGGUGGUGGGGCCUGCUCAGCCAAGAAGGAACGAGGUGGUGCAGCAGCCAAAGCCAAGUUCAUCCCCAAGCCACAGCCAGUCAACCCACUGUUCCAGGACAGUCCAGAUCUUGGCCUGGAUUACUACAGCGGGGACAGCAGUAUGUCACCACUGCCCUCACAGUCAAGAGCCUUUGGUGUGGGAGAACGAGAUCCCUGUGACUUCAUGGGACCCUACUCCAUGAACCCAUCCACGCCUUCUGACGGCACUUUCGGCCAAGGCUUCCACUGCGACUCACCUAGCCUGGGUGCUCCUGAGCUUGAUGGCAAGCAUUUCCCACCACUGGCCCACCCACCCACGGUGUUUGAUGCUGGCCUGCAGAAGGCAUACUCGCCUACCUGCUCGCCCACGCUUGGCUUCAAGGAAGAGCUUCGGCCACCGCCCACAAAGCUAACUGCCUGUGAACCGCUCAAGCAUGGGCUCCAGGGGGCCAGCCUGAGCCACGCAGCUGCAGCCCAGGCCCACCUGAGCUGCCGGGACCUGCCAUUGGGCCAGCCCCACUAUGAUUCUCCCAGUUGCAAGGGCACAGCCUAUUGGUACCCACCAGGUUCUGCUGCCCGUAGCCCACCCUAUGAAGGCAAGGUGGGUACAGGGCUGUUGGCUGACUUCCUGGGCAGGACGGAGGCUGCAUGCCUCAGUGCCCCUCACCUGGCUAGCCCACCAGCCACGCCCAAGGCCGACAAGGAGCCACUAGAGAUGGCCCGGCCGCCUGGUCCACCACGUGGCCCUGCUGCAGCCGCUGCUGGCUAUGGCUGCCCACUCCUUAGUGACUUGACCCUGUCCCCCGUGCCGAGGGACUCGCUGCUGCCCCUGCAGGACACCGCCUACAGGUAUCCAGGCUUUAUGCCACAGGCACAUCCUGGCCUGGGUGGGGGCCCCAAGAGCGGCUUCCUAGGCCCCAUGGCGGAACCUCACCCCGAGGACACAUUCACCGUCACCUCCCUGUAGUGCCAACUGAAGUGCCGACUGGACCGUGAGGUUUUGUUCCUGGCUUUCAGAAAACCAACGCCAAGACCCCUCCCCGCGUCCACAUUGUCCUCUGGCAGGAGCACCUGCCCCUCUGCCUCCCACCCACCCUCUGCAGCCCCAUCUCCUCCCACCCCCCCAUCUCCUCCACGCAGAAGCCGAAGGUGAGCCCUUUCUGCACAAAACCAGCAAUUGUAAAUACUUUUUAAAAAUGUACAAAACUUAAAAACAAAACACAGUUUUAGAAAAAGACAAAAAAAAAAAAAGAGAGAGAGA
Molecule: messenger RNA, 12949 nt
Organism: Castor canadensis (American beaver)
Lineage: Eukaryota; Metazoa; Chordata; Mammalia; Rodentia; Castoridae
Source: RefSeq, a predicted model, not a curated record